Molecule: messenger RNA, 5509 nt
Organism: Sinocyclocheilus rhinocerous
Lineage: Eukaryota; Metazoa; Chordata; Actinopteri; Cypriniformes; Cyprinidae
Product: phosphatidylinositol 3,4,5-trisphosphate 5-phosphatase 2B
Exons: 27
Coding region: 826-4515 (1229 amino acids)
Biological process (GO): regulation of immune response; phosphatidylinositol dephosphorylation; negative regulation of insulin-like growth factor receptor signaling pathway
Cellular component (GO): cytosol
Molecular function (GO): inositol-polyphosphate 5-phosphatase activity; protein binding
Source: RefSeq, a predicted model, not a curated record
CACUGAUGACGUGAGGUCACUUAGAGGAAUUCAGGUUAGUGUUUUCAUUUUUUCUGCUCUCUUCCUCCUCUGCCAUCUGGAGCUGUGAAACACUUCCUUCCAUUUUCCAGGGGUCCAUCCGUUCUGAUUUUACGUCUUCAAGACGUCUUCCAGGUCUAGUUCUUAACCUAAGGCUUGUUGGUGAACCUCUGGCUGGAGUUAACUGUCCUUUAGUGGAGUUUGCAGACAUCAGCUGAAGUUCUCAGAGGGGUGUUGCCUUGCCCUUAUAAGGCAAAACCAACCGAGUGAAAAAGUAUUUGAAUUUGUGGUGGUACUGCUGCACUGCCUUUUCAUGUCUGCACAGUCUGGAGCUGGUGCUUGUCUUCACUCUUGGUUCCUCUUCUUGGAUAUGUUUGCACAGAGGAUGUUUGCUGCCAGACAAUAGGAGUGUUUGUCAGUGGGGUGGGCAGCAUGCGUAUGGACGCUCUGUCAUCUACCUCAGUCUCACUCUCACAAGUGGAGUCGGCGCAGAUCACAAGAGGAGGAAGCCAGUCCUGGAUCUGCCCUCAAGCCAAAUACGCAUUCUGCCUUUAAAACGCAAAUGCUCAUGGGAAGGCAAACACAAUAGACAGUGGUAACAACAAAGCUUUUGGAUGUCGUAACACUCUCUGGAUCUGAUUCUGCAUGCUCAGCUUCUGACAGAGACGGGAUGACAGUAUGGACCUCCGGGUUUGGCAUCACUGGAGAUCAACAAUAUGAGAUCUUUCAGCUCACUUGUUUCAACCACUCUGGCUUUUGGAAAUUAGACUGUAGAAUACUCUGCUAGGACGCUCUUUUGAAAGCAUCAUGACAACAGCGACGUGGUACCAUCGGGACAUCACCCGUGUUCGAGCCGAAGAGCUGCUGGCCCGUGCGGGGAGAGAUGGCAGCUUCUUGGUGAGGGACAGCGAAUCUGUGCCUGGAGCCUACGCCUUGUGUCUGCUGUUCCAGCGACAUGUUCAUACAUACCGAAUCCUCCCUGAUGCAGACGGGUUACUGGCUGUACAGGCCACACAGGGAGUGCAGGUGAAUUGUUUCCGUACUCUUAGUGAUUUAGUUGUGGGUUAUCAACACCCACACAAAGGUCUGGUGGCUCCUUUGCUUUACCCUGUUAUGCGUGAAUCAGAGCCCAACGAUGAGAGCUCAGAUGGUGACGAUGAGAAGCCAGGUUCAACAUUUGCCAGCCCUCCACCACGUGCAAUGUCCCCUACAGGCCAUCCUCCACCCUCCAGUUCAGGAGCCCUUCAUUUACUGCUGCAGAGGCUUCAGGAGCUCAGCCCAAAUAAUGCAGGCUGUGAGAUCAUCCUGUUACUGGAUGAGUAUCUGCAUGGUAAUGUGUGUAAGGACCUGGAGAAUGUGAAAGGAGGCGCAUCAGGACUGCAACACUUUCAGUGCAUCCUCAGCCGUGCAUGCGACAGUCUCCACAGUGAGAUUGACCAGACACUGUCCAGUUUGGAAACCUUAGCGAAAGUGUUUGGUCAUCCUAGUGGCCACCUCACCAUCUCCACAAUGCAGAAUACAGGGAAGAGCCCUGAAGAAAACAUGGAUAAUCUACUUCACAAGCUCACUACCCUCUGUAACCUGUUGUCAUCUCUGGAGAAAAGGGUUCUUAAAGCUUUACAAGAAGCUGUAACCAAUCACAACUUAUCUUUGCAAACAUCCACUCCUCCUGAGUCUGUCACAGCCCCCAAAAAACAGGCCAGACCUAAUACUGUCCACAGCUUUCAGAUCAAGGUGGUCAGGUACGGCAGGCAAACAGUGUCGGUAGACAUAGAUGCAGGAGUGCUGCUGUUUGACAAGAAGACUGGCUCAUUUGGUGUGGAGACUGUCACACACGACAGAAUCGUGCAGUUGGUGAAGAUUCAGAGAGGCCCUGCCAAGCUGAAAAUGGUCAUAGACCGUCAUCACAAUCCGCCGAGAGAACUUGUGUUUGAAAGCAUGAAGAAACGAGAAGCUUUCUGUCGGCUGCUGCAGCUUAUGAAGACUGCUCACUGCCAGCAGUCUGAGCUGGAUGUCAUCUCUGUGUUUGUGGGCACAUGGAACAUGGGGGGCACUCCACCACCCGGUUCACUUCAGUCCUGGGUUACUUGCUGUGGUCUGGGUCUCACCCCAGACGAGUCCAUCGCGACCUUGCCUCAUGAUAUCUAUGCAGUGGGCACUCAGGACAACCCGCAGGGCGAGAGAGAAUGGGCUGAACACAUCAGAGCCACGCUUCGGAGUGCAACCAACAUUGACUUCAAACAGGUGGCAGUACAGUCCCUUUGGAAUAUCAGACUGGCUGUGUUUGUGAAACCAGAGCAUGAAGGACGCAUCAGUCAAGUAAACACAGCUAGUGUAAAAACUGGCCUGGGGAACACACUCGGAAAUAAGGGAGCAGUAGGAGUUUCUCUUCUCUUUAAUGGCACCUCAAUGGGCUUUGUGAACUGUCAUCUGACUUCUGGUAGUGAUAAAGUACUCAGGAGGAACCACAACUUCCAAGACAUCCUCAGACUCUUGUCUCUUGGAGAAAAGCAGCUCGGCACUUUUGACAUUAGCCUUCGCUUUAAUCAUCUCUUUUGGUGUGGAGACCUCAACUACCGCCUGGACCUGGAUGCACUGGACAUAUUGAAGCAUAUUUCAAAGCGAGAAUUUGACGAGCUGAUGUGUGCAGACCAAUUGACUAGAGAGCGGCACAGAAGAAAGGCCUUUUUUAACUUUAAGGAGGAGAAGAUUCUGUUUCCACCCACCUAUCGGUAUGAACGUGGUUCUAGAGACUGUUAUCUAUGGCAGAAAUACAAGUCCAGUGGGGUGCAAGUCAACGGGCCCUCAUGGUGUGAUAGAGUUCUGUGGAAGUCCUACCCUGAGUCUCACAUAAUCUGUACCUCGUAUGGAUGCACAGAUGACAUCUUCACCAGUGAUCACUCUCCUGUUUUUGCAACUUUUGAAGUGGGUGUGAUAUCACAGUCUCCCAGAACAGAAUUGGGUUCAGAGAGAGCCAGCAUUGAGCUGGAGGCGAUUGAGGUCAUAGUGAAAACUGCUAGCAAGGCCAAGUUUUUCAUUGAGUUCCACUCACGCUGUCUAGAAGAGCCUCGUCGUUCUGCUGAGAAUGACUCGCAGUGCUGUGAGGUACCAGGCUUUCUCAAACUUGGCUGGUCUUCAAAACAGUUCCCCAAGCUCCACCCAGUGUUCUCCGAUUUAGAGCAUCUCCGGGAUCAGCACUUGCUGUUGUCUGUGAAGUCAUGUGAUGGCUUUGAGUCAUACGGUGAGUGCUGUGUGGCUCUUCACUCAGUAACAGGGAAAUCAUCGGAUCUAUUUGAGACAUGCUUGACUCACAGAGGAGAAGAGAUGGGUUCUAUUCGAGGACGAAUCAGGGCUUAUGUACCACCAGACCGCCGAAGGAUCCGGGAAAGGGUCUAUGAGUGGCUCUGCAUGGAGAAGGAUGAGAAGGAAAUGAUGAAGGAUCAUUUGUCUCGCCAGUCUUCCUGUGCAUUCUCAAACCAAGCACCAUCAUCCUCAUAUGUGGCAGCGCCUAACAGCUACACCAAUCCUGCGUACUUCAUCUUUGAGGGGGUGCCUGUGUUGCGAAGAGUCGAAGAGAUUCCCUCAUCCGGCAAAGAAUCCCAAGUGGUAUAUGCCAAAGAUGCCGUGAUACAGCUCCCUAGAGUGACUGGAGGUCACAGCCAUGGCAAAAGGUCUGCUCGGAGGUCCGACUUCACAGAGAUUGAGAUUCCUGGAUCUUUAGCACCCUAUAAAUCAUCUUGUGAGACUCAAAGUGAACUGACGUCAACUGCCUCCUCUUAUCAGCUUUUCCCAGGUCCAGACGUUCCUAAUACAUCCCCAAACCAAAGACACACCACCUCCUCGAAUACAUCUUUACUGUUACAGUCCCAUAAGAACAAUACAACACAGGAUUCAGUAUUAUCAGUCAAAAAAGUCACAAACUCCUACAUGAAUAGUUCAGUUUUUUCCCGGGACAUACAGGCGCCACUCAAAGAAAAAGUCAGAAAGGACUAUCAAAGGCUACACCAAGAUCGGCCCCCGUCAAUGAGAAAUGGACCAAAGCUGUACCCAUAUAUAUCCACAAGGGCUCCCGUUGAUGAAGUCUCAGUACCCUGGAUAGUAGAGCAGCCAACAACAGCUUCAGGAGACAACUCUCUUACAGCCCUCCAAAUUGCUAAAUCACUAAGUGAGGUGGAUUUUCAGCCAGUAGACAGAAAGUACCAGUUUAAUCAAAUGUCGUCUCAGCAAAGGCAUCAUGGAUAUAAUUAUGGUUUAGCUAGUGAGAGAAACUACAGCUGGGAGAAAGAGGUGUCAGUCUUACAUGGAGCUCCAGAAACAGUGCGGGAGCUGCUCAGCACUCUGGGUUUGCAGCGCUACACGCUGGACCUCAGCCGUAAUGGCUGGGAUGAUCUUGAUUACUUCAGUGGUAUUACAGAGGAGGAGCUGUGUGCAGCGGGUGUGUCUAACCCAUCUCAUCGACGAAGAAUCUUGGAGAACCUUCCCAGGAUCUGGGACUGAACUGAAAAGACUAUCAGGUGUCAUGUCAGGAGACCAUAAAUGACAAGUUCAGUAUUUGUAUUAUUAAUCUUUUUUUUUUUUUACUCUUCUUUGUAAUUUUUCAAGUUUAAAUUCCAUUCAUAAUAAAGUUCAUCACACAAUGUGUUCAUUCUCUUCCUGUGGUCCUAAACAUACAGUGUGGAAUAAACUACAGUCCAACACUUGCUUCUAACAAUCCAAACAAAUCAUAUCUAUCACUAAAACACAGACUCUUUAAAAUUGUUUACUUUAGCAUUGAGUGUCUUGAUACUCAUACUUAGUUACUGUGUAUAUAAUAGCAUGACAAGUCAACCUUGUCUUAUCUGAGCAUUAGCUGUGAAAUGUUCUGGUUCAGUACCCUGUCACAGCUUGCCUAUAUCUCUGUUUUUAGCCUAGUUACUGUAUUUAUUCCAAGGAGACCCCUUGCUAUAAAUUACCCUUUUAAAAGUGCAUAAAGCAAUUGUUUGCUAACAGAGUCAGCUGGUACUUUUAAGAGGAAUACAUAUUUUACUAUUUACCCCAGGGAUUUAAUUGCGGUGAUGCUGUUCUCCCCUUUACUUAAGAGAUAAGCUCAUGGAUUUUUAAUGCUUAAUUGAACAAACACAAUGUUUUCCAGUGUGGUCUUACAUCGCUGGGCCAAAUGUAAAUAUAACCUGCAAAAAAAGGUAACAGAAUAAGCACUGUUCACAUUUUUCCUGAACAUUAUAUGUGUAAAAUGAUGUUCCACAGGGAUUUAAUACACGUUGUAAAAUGUCAGUCUAUUUGUUUGUAUUCAUAUAAAGCUAUAAAACCAACUAGCUAUGCUUAAUUUAAGAUGUUACUUUGACGUUAACUGAAUUAUCCCACCUCCACAGUCCUAAAGCCUUUAUUCUUGCAAUUGUAUAUCUGUAAUUUGAUAAAUUAUGUAAUCACUUUAGAUUAUGGUGAUGGUUUUAUGAAGUCGCAGGAAAAAAAAUUGACUAAAGGGUGAUUUUUU